Drosophila biarmipes is the source of this 1246-nucleotide messenger RNA. RefSeq lists its product as uncharacterized. The transcript is spliced from 6 exons. Gene Ontology annotation, biological process: proteolysis. Gene Ontology annotation, molecular function: serine-type endopeptidase activity. The coding region runs from base 48 to 1043 and encodes 331 amino acids. The record is from RefSeq and is a predicted model, not a curated record. Lineage: Eukaryota; Metazoa; Arthropoda; Insecta; Diptera; Drosophilidae.
GCCGUGAAGACAGUCAAGGUUCUCCCGUCGACGUAUCAAAAGAAAUUAUGAUUUCGGUAGCUCUGAUUAUUUUGUGCCUCUUCCCGUGCGUCCAAAAUGAGUACUUUCGUCCUCCUUACCAAGUUCUCCUGCACAAAAAGGACGAAUUGGGAACUCUGAGUGAUGGUCACUGCUUCGGGAAUAUUAUUCAAAGUCGUCUAGUCCUAACGGCUGCUUCGUGUCUCUUGAGUGCUAAUGAAACCUCAAGCGGAAGGGGAUUUCUAAGAUCUGAAGAAUUAGCCGUGUCCUUUAGAGGCGAAGACUUGGAUGAGUCGACAUAUUCUGUUAGUGGCAUUGACAUCUAUCCUGGAUUUGAUGUGUCGUCCUUGGAUAACGAUAUUGCUAUUCUGAGUCUAAGUACACAACUUCCCCUUUCGGAGAGAAACGAUAUUCAAUGGAUUCUGGUGGCUGACUAUGAUCUCAAGGAUUCUCCUCUGGAAGAAGGCGUGGAAUCCUCAAUUUGGAAAUUGUCCAGCAAAGAAAAUAUAUAUCCUGGAUACGGGGUUGUUCGCGAAAGUAAUUUAGUGGGAAUCAUUUCCUUCGAAUUUUCAUCGAAAAGCAAACGCGAAUCUAAUCUUGAAAUUCGAAACUCAGCGAGAUUUACGCAACUAAACUCAUAUUUGGGCUGGAUAUAUGCACUUCUACAGAACGCAGAGAUUGCGGACAUGCAAAAUAAUAACUACAGUGCAUCCCUACCUUAUCGCCAAAGAAAAAGCGCAGAAAUAGUUAAGGAAUAUGUUGAGCCCGAUGCAGUGUACUUUCAAGAACCAGUUAAUCCCACUGAAGAUGACUUUGAAACUGAAGUAGAGGAUUUGACAAAUGCAGAUGAAAACGAUAUCGAAAACGUAGAAGCUGGCUCAGUGGAUGUUACAAACCCAGCGGACACAUUUAAUGAAAACAUCGAAAAUGAAAAAGGAUUCUUAACAAACUCGGCAAGCAUGUCUAUGGCCAAGGGAAUUUCUUUAUGGAUUUUUAUAUUUUAUGAAAUUUUUGAGAAAUUUUGAUAAAUUUAUUGAAAACGUCAAUAUAUAUUGUGAACUUGCCAUUUAAAUCUUCUAUAUAUUUCAAUUGUUGUUCACGAAAAACGGUUUGCAGCUUUAAGAAUUAGAUUCGUAAAAAUUUUAUUUUAAAAUUUCAUUUGUAUUUUGAAUUAGUUUAUGUACUAUAAAAUAUAUCGAUAACCAAAUUAUAUCAAAAGCUGACCCAA